UGUGUCGGCAGUGGGGUCCGCAGAGGUUGGAAGCCCCUCCUCGAGCGGGCCCUUACUUUCCUUUCCGCUCUGCCGCCGCAGCGCCCAGCGCUCACGUCCUCACUUUGCCUCCUGGAUUCUCUCAGUCUUUCUGCUUCGCUGAGGGGCCUGUGAUCCGAUUCAAUCUAUGAACAGCUGUUUAGGAAGAUCUUUCUAUGUGUGUAAGGAAGGCUCUGGGCUGGGGGAUUCAGGGAUGAAAGGGUCCCAGCCCUCGCCCCGAGAGAGGAGGUAGGCGCUUCGCCUGCAUCGUAAACUGGACCUCCUCCUCAUGCCUUAAUUUAUCCUGUUUAAUUUACGAAUUCUCCCCCCGGUUCGCACCGACCACGCGCCCGCUGCAUUCCCCCCGAGGUUCCCCACGGUCGGGAGGCUUCGGCCAGGCUCCGGCUCUGCACGGUCGGGCAGCGGCGGUGGGGAGAACGCCGCCCCGGACAUCAGGCAUCAGGGGACGGGCACGAAGGUGGGCGCUACCGCUCCCGGGCCGGCUGCCUGGGCAGGGCACCUCUCCCUUCCCGGUGUCCGCUUCCUCGUGUCUUAACCGGGGUGCGGCACGCUGUCCUCCGAAUUUCCCUCCGGAGCUCUCCUCUCUUGCUGCCAGUGUCCGCGCCCCCAGCCCGGCGCCUCCUCAUCCCCUGCCCUCUGCCCACCUCUCCGGCGACCCGACACCUCAGGGCAGAGUUCCGGUUCGGCCCUGGCCGGUGCCCCCGAUUUAGGAAAAGGCCAGGGGGGCGGGAGGGCGCGAGUUUGCAGCGGGGAGGGAGGGGGAGGCGGAGGGAGGUGGCCUCUGAUUGGUCGGGGAGGGGGAGUGGAGGCACGGAGUUUCCCACAAUGCCCCGGUGCGGGGCCGCCGCGGAUGGAUGCUGCGGGAAGGGGCUGCCAUUUGCCGCCCCUGCGAGCGGCGCGCAGACCUGUUCGCCCUCCGGCGGUGGCGGCUGCCGUCAGCGCUGUUCGUCUGUCCGACUUCUGCAGCGGCGCCGCCUCGGCUCCCUCCGCGGCCGCCGGAGCGGUCGCCAUGAACCCCAGCUCCUCGGCGGCAGAGGAGAAGGGGGCAACGGGCGGCAGCAGCAGCAGCGGAAGCGGCGCCGGGAGCUGCUGCCUGGGCGCCGAGGGCGGUGCGGACCCGAGGGGCGCGGGGGAAGCGGCGGCGGCUGGGGCCGCUGCCCUGGAAGAGCCCGGGGCCGCCGGCCCGAACGAGAAGGACGAGGCGCUGGAGGAGAAGCUGCGGAACUUAACUUUCCGGAAGCAGGUCUCGUACAGGAAAGCAAUCUCCCGGGCGGGCCUGCAGCACCUGGCUCCUGCACACCCCCUCAGCCUUCCUGUGGCAAACGGGCCAGCGAAGGAGCCCAGAGCGACUCUGGACUGGAGUGAAAAUGCCGUGAAUGGAGAGCACCUGUGGCUGGAGACCAACGUCUCGGGAGACCUGUGCUACCUGGGGGAGGAGAACUGCCAAGUCAGAUUUGCAAAAUCAGCUCUCAGGAGGAAGUGUGCGGUCUGUAAGAUCGUCGUCCACACCGCCUGCAUCGAACAGCUAGAAAAGAUUAAUUUCAGAUGUAAACCAACAUUUCGAGAAGGGGGCUCAAGAUCACCGAGAGAAAAUUUUGUGCGUCAUCACUGGGUACACAGGCGUCGGCAGGAGGGAAAAUGUAAGCAGUGUGGUAAGGGCUUCCAGCAGAAAUUCUCCUUCCACAGUAAAGAGAUUGUGGCUAUCAGCUGUUCCUGGUGCAAGCAGGCGUUUCACAAUAAAGUGACCUGCUUCAUGCUGCAUCAGAUUGAGGAACCCUGCUCCCUGGGGGCUCACGCCGCCGUUAUUGUCCCGCCCACCUGGAUCAUUAAGGUGAAGAAACCUCAGAACUCGCUGAAGGCUUCAAAUCGGAAGAAGAAGAGAACAAGCUUUAAAAGAAAAGCCAGUAAAAGAGGAACUGAAGAAAACAAAGGUCGUCCUUUUGUGAUAAAACCUAUCUCUUCUCCUCUCAUGAAACCCUUGCUUGUGUUUGUGAACCCCAAGAGUGGAGGCAACCAGGGAACCAAAGUCCUGCAGAUGUUCAUGUGGUACCUGAAUCCACGGCAAGUCUUUGAUCUUUCUCAGGAAGGGCCAAAAGAUGCGCUUGAAUUAUAUAGGAAAGUACCAAAUCUGCGGAUUCUGGCCUGUGGUGGGGAUGGAACGGUGGGCUGGAUCCUUUCCAUUCUGGAUGAACUGCAGCUGAGCCCUCAGCCUCCGGUUGGGGUCCUUCCUCUGGGGACUGGGAACGACCUGGCUCGAACUCUCAACUGGGGAGGGGGCUACACUGAUGAACCUGUUUCUAAGAUCCUUUGCCAAGUAGAAGAUGGGACAAUUGUACAGCUAGAUCGCUGGAACCUCCAUGUGGAAAGAAACCCAGACUUGCCUCCAGAAGAACUUGAAGAUGGCGUGUGUAAGCUUCCUCUGAAUGUUUUCAAUAAUUACUUCAGCCUCGGAUUUGAUGCCCAUGUCACGCUGGAGUUCCAUGAAUCCAGAGAAGCAAAUCCAGAGAAAUUCAACAGUCGUUUUCGAAAUAAAAUGUUCUAUGCAGGGGCAGCUUUUUCUGAUUUCCUACAGAGAAGCUCUAGAGAUUUAUCCAAGCAUGUUAAAGUUGUCUGUGAUGGAACAGAUCUCACCCCAAAGAUUCAGGAACUGAAGUUCCAGUGUAUAGUAUUUUUAAAUAUACCCAGAUAUUGUGCUGGCACAAUGCCUUGGGGGAACCCAGGAGAUCACCAUGACUUUGAACCUCAGCGUCAUGAUGAUGGUUAUAUUGAAGUCAUUGGAUUCACCAUGGCCUCUUUGGCUGCCCUGCAAGUCGGGGGCCACGGAGAAAGGCUGCACCAGUGUCGGGAGGUCAUGCUGCUAACUUACAAAUCCAUCCCCAUGCAAGUGGAUGGGGAGCCCUGUAGGUUGGCCCCGGCUAUGAUUCGGAUCUCGCUGAGGAAUCAGGCCAACAUGGUACAGAAGAGCAAGAGGAGGACGUCCAUGCCUUUACUCAAUGAUAUCCAUCAGGUGCAAGCUGCGGACCUGCGGAGAGUGUCUGCCCCCCCAGGCUCCUUCACCAUUCCCCAGUCUGUCCCAGACCGUCUGAGGAUCCGGGUGAACAAAAUCAGUUUACAAGACUAUGAAGGAUUCCACUAUGACAAAGAGAAACUCCGGGAAGCUUCCAUCCCUCUGGGUAUUCUAGUUGUGCGUGGAGACUGUGAUUUGGAGACUUGCCGUAUGUACAUAGAUCGCCUGCAGGAGGACCUGCAGUCAGUUUCUUCUGGCUUCCAGAGAGUUCAUUACCAGGACCACGAAACCUCCUUCCCCAGGGCGCUCUCAGCUCAGAGACUCUCCCCACGGUGGUGCUUUCUAGAUGCUACUUCUGCUGAUCGCUUUUAUCGAAUAGACAGAUCUCAGGAACAUUUGCACUUUGUGAUGGAGAUUUCUCAAGAUGAGAUUUUUAUUCUGGACCCAGAUAUGGUGUUGUCACAGCAGGCAGGGACACCCCCAGGAAUGCCUGAUCUGGUGGUGGAGCAAGCCUCAGGAAUGACAGACUGGUGGAAUCCUGCCCUCCGGAAACGCAUGCUGAGUGACAGCGGGCUGGGAAUGAUAACUCCAUUUUACGAAGACUCAGAUCUGAAAGAUUUCAGCCACUCCCGAGUGCUACAGUCACCAGUCUCUUCAGAAGAUCACGCAAUUUUGCAGGCAGUAAUAGCUGGUGAUCUUAUGAAGCUAAUAGAAAGCUAUAAAAAUGGAGGCAGCCUGCUAAUUCAGGGACCAGACCACUGUUCACUCCUUCACUACGCAGCUAAAACCGGCAACGGGGAGAUUGUGAAAUAUAUCCUUGACCACGGACCUUCUGAGUUAUUGGAUAUGGCAGACAGUGAAACGGGUGAGACCGCACUGCACAAGGCAGCUUGCCAGCGGAACCGGGCUGUGUGCCAGCUUCUGGUGGACGCGGGAGCAUCUCUGAGAAAAACGGACUCCAAGGGUAAGACACCUCAAGAGAGAGCACAGCAGGCCGGGGACCCGGAUUUGGCAGCCUACCUAGAAAGCCGCCAGAACUAUAAGAUCAUUGGCCAUGAGGACCUGGAAACUGCUGUUUGACCCUGGUAGACAGGCUGAGAGAAUCUGAAUAAGCAUAUCACCUGUGCCCUUCUGGUGAUUGGGCAGCUCCCCUGGAAGAAGCUGAUGGAAUCCAUAAAUCUGUCUCUCUCCUGCAAGAAUCUAUCUGAGACCAUGCCACCAGUUUUAAGGGCUACCAAGAUGUACACCAGAACAUGAUAGCCCACUGAGGACGAGGCAGGAUACCUGGAGAUUUGUGGAAUACAGAUUCCACAAAAUUCGAUCCUUAUUGCUUCCAGCAAGUAGCAUGAACUUCUGUGUUCACCUGUAUAAUUUAUUUUAAAGAUUCAAGGAUGUUUGUAUAAAUGGCACUGCUCCCUCCGCCCCCUAUGCGUUCACCUUUCCCCUGUACCACACAAUUCCACUGUAAUGACCCAUCAAUUUAAAAAAUAUGAUAUGAUCUGUUCUCUUUACAUUCAGCCUUUGGAGACCAGAAGACUCUGAAGGUCUUUUCAAACCCUCUGGCUGUCCCGCAAAAAUAUAACUGUCAGACCGCUUCCAUUUCCAAGACUAAAUAUACCGAGACGACUUAGUGACCUUUUGCAUGUCUCCUCUCCCUCCUUAAUCCCUUUUCGUUAUACAGGAGCUGGGGAGUGCCACAAAGAUAAUGUCAGCUUGUGUGCAAUAUCUCUGAGGUGUGGCAAGGUGGCAUGGGAGUUGUCUGGGCUCAAAGGUACCUCAGAGAGGGGACCCAGGGGUCAGCCCAGGUGGCAGGGCUGUUGCCGAUAGCCGCGGAGGACCGGUUCAGCUUGGGCUGUUGGUCCAGCUCCAUACUGCCUACGUGUAGCCAUCUUUGCCUUUUGCUGCAAUGGAGAUGAGCAAUGGAUUCAACAAAGGCCCACAGCUGGUUUGCAGAACCACUCAAUUUUAAGUGCUGCUGAAAUUGCAGAGCAGAAAACCAUGUGUGGGAACUGUGGUUACAGGAAAUGGCGCACUACGACAGCGUUUACUUUUAGGCUUUUUUGACAUAAUAGAAAGCAGGCUAAUCGACUGGAAAUAAAACAGCAAAAGCAAAAGUAGCAACAUAUGUCAAAGUAACUCACUUAAGCAAGAAAACAGUCGCUGGAAUGUUGCACAGAGGCUAAAAGAUUCAGGUACAGUGGUGAGAGGGGGCCCAUUUUAGGUUUUCCUUCUAAGGUUUUGGUUUUCAUUACCCCAAGUAAGCCUUGUCCCAAGGACAAAGCCUCGUUUUACGAGCUCCACUGCCAGGUUUCCGAGAUGCCUGCAUCUUUCUGAUGGCUGCCCCCCCUGCUACUUGCCAGGUUCCAAGGUCAUACCUGAUAGCACUACAGCCCCAUUUUUCAUGUACAGGUUGGUCAAAUAUAUUCUUUUUUCUGUUUCCCCUACCAGAAUGUUCUUAGUGCAGACUACUGUAGGAGUCUAGCCAGGAACAUCUUGCUGGCAGUAGAAUUACAGCUUCUAAUCCUGCCACGGAUCAUUGGUACUUACAGGCACCUCUAUUAAGGACUCUAUGAUAACUAAAGUAUCAGGAGAAAAAGUCUUCUUUCACUGAAAAUAUCUACUUGACUUGGGUAUAAGGCAAAAGUGAAAGUGGGUGACCUUUUUGCUUUAAACUAAACCGAUGUCUUCUGAGCUUUCUUCCAUGUAGUUCUUAGACAUAAACAAAGUGUUUCCCUAGUGUUUCUGCAUGUAAACAUAAAUGACUGUCUCUCUACAUUUAAUUUAAAGCUCCAGUGGUGAUGCCUUGCUUAUCUGAACCACUUUUGGUCACGUAUCAUCAUUUUGAAAGUACAAAGAUGAUAUAUAAGGUAUUAGGUUGGAAAAGCCUCUCAGUGGAUGGGGACUAAGUCUGUCCUUAGUUGUUUCAAAAUCAAAUUGUUGGCAUUAUUUCCAGCUGUGGGAGAAUGGGUUGGUUGUGAGUAAUCUAUUUCCAUACAUCAGUCUUAGAAAUGGAGCUAUGUUUUGGGUUUUCUGGUGAAGGCAAAAGGGACUGGAGUAGAUUAUUUCCAGAAGCUAGGAGAAAAAAAAAGCUCCAGGAGAAUUUGAUCACUGGGCUUCUGCUGGGAGUUUUCCAGUUGGUGGGACUGUCAAGGAGAUGUUGUGAUGACAGAAAUAUAAUCCUCAUGGCAGACUGGCAUCUGGCUUUGAAUGGUGCCUUCCGUUCCCUACAUUGAGCCAAGCAUUUGGCUGUGCAGCCAGUUACCAGCUGCCAUUGCUGGGAUGAAGGACUCUGCUUUCAGCAACUACCAUCUCAUGUUUCUCUGUGAUGCCUCAAAGCGGCCCAGAGAAAAUUGAGGGUACAGGUGGCUAUGGGCCAAUUCAAAUAGCUCCAACUGAAGUCACACGUAAAUCCUUGAUAUGGAAAUAGAUGAGGUAGUGACUACUGUAGGGGUCCUGGUGCAUUUGGAAAUUGUUCCAAAGCAGAAAAAGAAAGACAAUGUCCUACAUUAUUGAUGGGGAAUGACAUAGGACCAAGGCAAAUAUCUCUGAAAAAGCAAACACCUAGAGAACUUAGGUUUUACAAAAAAAAAAAAACAAAAAAGCAUGAAAAAUGAUCAGAACAGUGACCUAUUUAAUGGCUUCAACAUUAAAUCUACCUCCUGUAGCUUUUUUAAAAAAUUGGCCACUGCAUGUGACAGUCCUGGGCUUUAGAAAGAGCAAAGAACAUGUGCUCAGGAGUUUCCAACGCAGCUUAGGGUAGGUAGUAGCCCCUCUAAUGGGCCAUCUGGAAGUACAGAAGCAAUAGUCUGGCCCUGGUCUGAAAAUCCACAUUACUUCAAAAGACAUAAAACUAUAUACCUAUAGAAAUACAAUUUCCUACAAAACCAACUGAGAUGGUACUGCCAAGAGUAGCUAGCUUAGCUGCCAUUCCUCUGUGUUUGGCUCAGAAGAGCCUUUCCUGUCGUGGUACUGUCUGCUCUGGGAUUCCAUUUUUAGAUUAGACUUAUAGAGGCAUGAGAAAUGGAGAGUUAUUAAAAGCGAACAUUAUAUAACCUUAAAGGUAGUCAUUUGUGAAGCCUUAUAUUCCAGUAUUACACAUUUAAUGAAAAAGAACCCAGUUGAGCUCUGCUUUAUCACAUUCAAGGACUUGAUAAAGAACAGAAGCCAAGAAUGAAAUAAACACCACAGCCGGGAAUUUCACUUGGAGAGUUUUGGUUACCUCUAUAGAGGUUAUGACCUAAAAUGAAUGCAAUUUCUGAAACAGAGAAUUUAGCUGGCAAGUACACAGCCGUGAAACUAGUGACAGCUGCUGGAAAGCCUCACAUUACCUGUUGUUCCCCAUCCUUCCGUCCUAGCUGGCCUUAGUGCAUAGGCAGAUCCGUUUGCAUUGAGAGAUACUCAACAAGUAGGUAGUUUUCAUUUAGACCUAGUAACAGUUUCUUUGCCUAAAGGAUUUCUGGAAUUUAUUGACUAGACUCCUCACAAUAUCCAUGUCUUAGAAAAUGUGGGCGCAGCAGUUUUAUUUUUUUACAUGCCAAUUUUAUUUUAACUGCUUAGAUUUUUAAAUUAUAAAAGUAGAACGUGCUUUUUAUAAGAAGUUCU
This is a messenger RNA of Balaenoptera musculus (blue whale), 7648 nucleotides long. RefSeq names its product diacylglycerol kinase iota (gene DGKI). Gene Ontology annotation, cellular component: nucleus. Gene Ontology annotation, biological process: lipid phosphorylation; regulation of synaptic transmission, glutamatergic; intracellular signal transduction. Gene Ontology annotation, molecular function: protein binding; ATP-dependent diacylglycerol kinase activity. The transcript has 34 exons. Bases 890 to 4126 code for a protein of 1078 amino acids. The record is from RefSeq and is a predicted model, not a curated record. NCBI's taxonomy places the organism in Eukaryota, Metazoa, Chordata, Mammalia, Artiodactyla, Balaenopteridae.